AUGGCAUCUAACAUGUAUCACUGUGUUUCUUGUGAGUUUUCCUCGGAAAAGCAGAGUAAUUACAUAAAGCAUUUAGCAACUCUAAAACAUAAAGCGUUAAUUGAAUUGACACAAUUUAGUGAAGCAGGAGAAGCUGGUACUAGUAGUAGCACAUCGGAGAAUGCAGCAAGAUCAGAUGAGAAGCAGGUUUUUACAGAGGACUUUUUCCCCUUCUCAAACAGACUUGAGCUACUGCUUUACGUGUUACGUGGGUCUAAAUAUCAUUGUAUUGAUCAGGAACUGUUCAAGUUUAUUUUGCUCAUUAUUAUAGUAGUUGUUGAAGAUAACAUAAAAACUGUUCCACCAUUCCAUAAAAUAUGGAAUCUAAAGGUUGAUGGAUUGGAACUUAAACAAUCUGUGUCUUCUAAUAAUGGAAAAGAUGUUUCUUUCAUAAAACCAUCAGACAUUAUUGAAAUGCAGCUGUCCAAGAAACUUACAGCAGUACAGUUACAAAGAUUUCCAAGAUGUGGACAUGUCUUUGAAGGUCAAAGUAGUGGCAGCAAGUGGAGGACAGAGAUUAAGUCAUUGAUGGCCCUUAAUUCAGUUUCAGAGAGAAUUUAUGUUGGUGACAGAGUAAAGAAUGGAAUCAAUGGAGAGUCUGGGAGUAUUAUACAUUUUUUUUGCCAGGAAUUUGAAGAUACAGAGAAAAUCUAUGCAUCUGUUAAGUGUGAUAGUACCAGAACUAUUACUGUAAGAGCAGAUGGUCUGAUGAAGUUGGACGAGUCAAAUGUGUAUGAAGGAAACGAUUUUGAAAGAGUUAAAAAUCUGGUUCAGAUGUCAAAACAGCUAGACAUGGACAUCUACACUGUUCCUGUUAACAUAUUUGUGGAUGACACUAGUGGAAACAGGUCCAAAAAAUGGAACCCUUUACAGGUUUGGACCCUUCAGUUGGCUGGACUUCCAACAGAUGAAAAAAUGAAAAAAUCCACUCACCAUUUCAUUGGCGUUACUCAACCAGAAGAUGACUCAUUUAUUACAUCUGUAGUGGAUGACUUGAAUCAUCUGUUUUAUGAUGGUAAAGUAAUGUACGAUGCCGCUAAAAAUAAAGAUGUAAUUGUAACAUCGCAAAUUGCAGUUGGAUUAAUGGAUAAUAGCAUGGCGUCAGAAUUUUGUCAUCAUAUGGGUGCAGCAGCCAAAGAAAACUGUAGAUUUUGCCGCUUUGGAAACAACCACUUAAACAUCAGAGAUACCAGAACGAAGGAAAAAACUGAGGAUAUACUAAAGGAAAUUGAAACAUCAAUUAAUGGUAAAGAAACUUCAACCAGAUAUGGAAUCAAGAAAAAAGCAAUUGCUGAGGAGAUGAACAAAGCUGCUUGUUGGGAUCCACACAGCGUUUUACCAAUUACAAUUGUUCAAUAUACAAACAAAGCAAAAUGCAGAAUUGGGAAUUCUGUUCAUGUGGAGGUUGGAUGGAUAGAGUCCAGUAAAGAGACAAGUAUAAACUACACAUUUGCUAGAAUCAGAAAUAAUCCAGGAACUUCCUUCAAAUGA
Molecule: messenger RNA, 1530 nt
Organism: Mytilus trossulus (common blue mussel)
Lineage: Eukaryota; Metazoa; Mollusca; Bivalvia; Mytilida; Mytilidae
Exons: 18
Coding region: 1-1530 (509 amino acids)
Source: RefSeq, a predicted model, not a curated record